Molecule: messenger RNA, 183 nt
Organism: Baudoinia panamericana UAMH 10762
Lineage: Eukaryota; Fungi; Ascomycota; Dothideomycetes; Mycosphaerellales; Teratosphaeriaceae
Exons: 1
Coding region: 1-183 (60 amino acids)
Source: RefSeq, a predicted model, not a curated record
AUGCCGUUUGUACAUUCGUGGCUUGGUCGCAGGACCUUGCAUAUGGGGAACCUUGCCGUCAAUCUAUCGACGCCGGGAGAUUUACUGCUUAAAGGAUCAAAAGUGGAGCUUCAGCGUCGCAUGGACUCGCGUGGUGAUCGUCGUCAAAGCAGGGCAAUGCUGAUCGGCUCCGAGCAAGUGUAG